GUGUGAUGAGAAUAGUCAAACCAUAAUGGCGACUGCUGGAACAGCAGACUCGGGAUUAACAGCCCCGACAGGGACCAGCAGCAUCAGAAAAAUGGCCCCCUCAGAGAUGCCUGGCUCUUCAAGCACAAGUCAGAGUAUGAAGAAGACCAUUGGACAUCGUGGUGUUGAGACCACCACGGGAGAGACCACCUACAAAAAGACCACGUCAUCUGCCUUAAAAGGUGCCAUCCAGCUGGGGAUCACUCACACAGUUGGCAGCUUAAGUCAAAAGGCGGAGAGGGAUGUUCUCAUGCAGGACUUUGUGGUGGUCGAAAGCAUCUUCUUCCCCAGUGAAGGCAGUAACCUGACACCUGCUCAUCACUACAGUGACUUUCGCUUUAAGACCUAUGCUCCAAUUGCCUUUCGUUAUUUCAGAGAAUUGUUCGGCAUUCGGCCUGAUGACUACCUGUAUUCACUGUGUAACGAGCCUCUGAUUGAGCUGUCUAAUCCUGGAGCCAGCGGGUCACUGUUCUACGUCUCCAGUGAUGAUGAGUUCAUCAUCAAGACUGUUCAACACAAAGAGGCAGAGUUCCUCCAAAAACUCUUACCUGGAUACUUCAUGAAUAUAAACCAAAACAAACGCACUCUGCUGCCGAAGUUCUACGGACUGUACUGUGUUCAGGCAGGGGGCAAGAAUAUCCGUAUUGUAGUGAUGAACAAUCUUCUACCUCGGAUCAUCCCUAUGCACCUUAAAUAUGACCUGAAGGGCUCCACCUACAAGAGACGAGCUUCUCCAAAGGAGAGAGAAAGGCCUGUACCCAUUUACAAAGACCUUGACUUCAUCCAGGACUUGCCAGACGGCCUGCUACUGGAAGUGGACAACUACAAUGCUCUUUGCAAGACAAUACAGCGGGAUUGCUUGCUUUUACAGAGUUUCAAGAUUAUGGAUUACAGUCUCCUAAUGGGCAUCCACAACAUGGACCAGGCCAUUCGAGAGCGAGAACGUGGUGUUGGCAAUUCAGGGGACAUUGGUGGGCCAGAGGGAUCUGUGACUCCAGAUCAGCGCCGGCCACAAACCCAGAAAAGUCUCUACUGUACAGCCAUGGAAUCCAUCCAGGGGGAAGCUCGAGGGAAGGGAGCUUUAGAUUCAGAAGACCAGCCUCCUUUCUCCAGCAUGGGUGGUAUUCCAGCUCGUAAUAGUAAAGGCGAGCGAUUGCUCAUCUACAUUGGCAUCAUUGACAUUCUCCAGUCCUAUAGGUUUAUUAAGAAGUUGGAACACUCCUGGAAGGCCUUGGUCCAUGAUGGGGACACAGUUUCCGUCCACAGGCCUGGUUUCUAUGCAGAGCGUUUCCAGCAUUUUAUGUGCAACACAACAUUUAAGAAAAUUCCAUUAAAACCGUCGCCAUCUAAGAAGAGUCGUGGUGGAGGUCAGGGAGGUCUUAGGAGGGCCCCCACCCUCGGAGCUCCCACCCCGCUCUCCCAUGCGUCAGGACAGAUGUCUAUGGACUCCAGACUGGUGUACCACAGUCACUACAGAAGCACAGAGUCAGAGGCUGACAGUGGCAUCCAGUCAGGCAGACCUGAUCUUGUUCCGAGGACCCCUCCGCUAUUGGACAACCCUGCUGAUUGUGAGGCCAAUCUUUCCACUUCAUCACUUGGCAGCACAGGAGUUGCACCCACCUCUCCUCCACUGCGUUCUGUGGGAGUGGAAGUGCACAAAUCGGCAAACACAGAUCUUGACCAGGGUGGUAACCACAGUUUUGGGGUAGAAGGGGCUGCAGAUAAUUCUGGCAAUCUGUCUGGAAAUGAAGAUGUCGUUUCACUAUCUGACAUUGUCCCAGAGACCAACAUCUGUUUUUAAAAACAGACAUGGUGAAACGUAAGGAUGAGGUGUUUCUGGCCAAGUUGAGGUGGACAGAAGUAAGAAUGAAGAGAAUGAAGGUCGCCACAGAUGACCCUUCCCUGCACCUGUGUUGUUUUCUCACCCAUACCCACAGUAAACAUGGACCUCUGGGUGAUGCAGUAAGGUGCAGUGGAGGAUGCAACAGUGGGUUUGCAAUGAAAAAGGAAGGAAAAAUCAAGAGGCUGGUGUGUGGUAAGCCUGAGACUUUCCCAGCCAUCAGCAUUGUCACUGUGCAUACACAUUUGUCUGCACUUGUCCCAAAGCCCAAAUAUCUGUUAGGAACAACUUCUCCAUGAAGAGUUGGUCAUUGCGCCCAGUUUUAAAGCAUGAAGAGAUGUGACAGACAAGCUUUCAGAAGGAAUAUACACACUUAAGAACACACAAGGGGCGGAGCCUGUGUUUGUAUGGAUGAAUAUUUUCCUGUUUUUCAUGCUCUGUCCAAGUGGGUUCACAUUUCUGUGGCUCUAGAGUUUCUAUUACUGCACAUCCAGUUCCCCUCGGCACUGCUCAUGAUGAGGGGGACUCUGAGCAAUCAGUGGCCAGUGUUUAAAUCAACACAUGCUGCUGCUGACUCAGCAAUCAUUUAUGCAUUUCUUUUUCUUCUUUUUUUUUUACUGUUGAUAUAGAUUUGUUUGAAGUUGGACUUUGAAACUCCGAAGUGAUGUGUUGACCCUAUGGUAAUUUUUUUUUGGUUAAGUUGUUCUGCUGGAAGCCACAGUGGUGCUGCAAAGGUCCAAGGAGAUCUUGCCGCUGCUGAAUGUACAUUAGUGUUUUAUUAUGUAGAAUGUGUCUUAUUAACAUGGCAGACCACAUUUUUAGAACCCUGAAAAUCUCCCCCUCUGAUGAGACCAUAUGUGCUGAAGUAUACCAAGUGUGGCCCAGUCCCAUUUCUCAUGUUUACCUCUACCUCUUGCCCCCUGUCAUUAGGAACUGAUAAACAAGGGUUCGUGGUUAAAAUCUAUAUAAUCUACAUGUUGAUGACAAUGAAUAACGGUAACAUUAGUUUCCUUGGAAUCAGGGUAUUGUCUCAGAGCCUUUUAUUUAAAGUGAAAUUGUUCCGUUUGAAGGGUUAGUUAGCCCUCACAGUUCACCCUCUACCAACAAGCACUGGGACACCAUAGUCCUACACAUGGAUGUGCAAAAUGGAGGUGUAAGGCUAAGCAGUAGGGGCAAGAGGUGAAAUGGGAUUGAGCCAAGUGCCAAUAGCACUGCUGGCCACUAGAUGCUAUGAAUUGAAGUCAAGGUUUUUGGUUAAUAGGAGAGAAACAUUUAAGCUACUGUCUGUUGUCUGUCAUGUAUGUGCCUUUACAUGUUUGUUCCUCCCCAAACAUGACACAUAACUGACAUAACCACUCAGAGAAACCUGCCUUAUCACUACACCUAAAGCCAUCAAACUGCCAUUUGUAUGUUUGGACCAACCAGUGAGUUUUAAUUUUUAAUGAAAACACUAUUAAAAUCUCCUUUACAUUUAUGUCAAGUGUUGAGUCACCGUGGUUCAACAGCUCAGCUAAAACUUUUAACUCUCCUAACAUUGGACAGAAACUGUAUGUGAUUGAUAUUUGACUCAUUCAUUUCUGCUGGUUCUAGAAAUGACACACACUCACAUAUCCACUCUUGGACCAAUAUUAUGAAACAUUCUUUUUUAUUGCAUGUACUCCUAUUUAUCUUUAACUUGGCUAUUCAUAUAAAUUGGAUUUUUUCUUCCACAAACAGUAAAAACAACAAGGAUGUUGCUGGACUGGAAGUGUUUACCCCAUAAGAUGUUUCUGAUGCAGAAAUUUGAGUCUCUACCAAGUGAACUGUAGCAGAUCUCAGACUUUGUAUCAUUUCAUUUAACACAUUUAAGUUUGUUUAAUGCACAUGUGGUCUGUGCAGCAGAGAGGGAGAUAGGGGGAAAUGUGAGUUAUGAAAAGAGAAAGAAGGUAAAUUGUUCAUGGUUUAUCAGUGAAUGCACAUGUGAGGAUACAGGACUGAGUCUUUUGUAUUAUAAGCCAGCCGCGGCACCAAAGAAAAGAGCAGGGGCUUCCUGUAAAUGUUCACAAUCCAGUGCAGUUGACACAGAAAUGAAAUAAAACACUCCUGAACUGAAAUGUUUUAUAAGGUAAUAACACUGGGUUGACCUGGGUUUUAAGGAUCUGUUAUUAAACUGGAUUUCCUUUGCUGAAUAAUUUCAUGUCUGACAUAAACCUAGUGCCCGUAAAGAUUUAUUUUUCUUUAUCAAAGAAUGAUUCUACUCGACCCGGCCUGUGGCAUUUCAACAGUUAACUCCACAUUCCCGUGAAUCCUGUGAAAAUUUUUAUUUACUGCACUCGUGGAAGCUCUCAGAGCUCAAUAUUUAAAACGUUUGCGUAGUUAGGAGAACGUACUUGAAAUUGAUUACUUGUGUUAUGGUGAAAGACUGAUUUCUUCAAACAGAUUCGUUUGAAAUUGUAUUGAGCGUUGGUUGAGCGUUAAACCACCCGCCAAAGAAAAACACUCCCCCUGUAAAAUGACAUGUUUUAAAAAGCAAACAAACCACGUUCUAGAUUGUAACAUCUUAAUUUUUUGAUGUUAAUGUUUUUAGUGAGUGGUACUGUGUAAUUGCUGGAUGCAGACCAAUUGAGUCGCAGUUACGUACUACACCAGUGGCACAAGACAAACAUCCUUAACUGCUUAAAGGGCAGUGUACUCUGCAAAGACACUAUAAUUUCAAGUGGAGUAAUGCAAUACAAACUAUGUGUCACCUUUCACCUCGAAGAACUAUAUUUAUUACUAUGGUUGUAGACUGAAAUGAUAAAGGUGUAUGAUGUACUUUAGAUGAUUGUAUGUAUACUGUAUAAACUGACAGAAGGAUGUGUGAAACUGUAGUGUGCAUUGCCCGUGAAGGGGAGACUAUUUUGACAAUUUCACGUUUUUAGUUUGUGUGCAGAUUGUGACAUGAUGGCUAUAUUAUCACCAUGAUGAUUCUGGGUUGUUAAGCUCCUGUGCUUUUUCCACGUGAAUGUUUCACAUGGCUCACGAGCCAACAUUGCUGGUUGUCCUAUAUGCUUCAAUUACUAUAUUUUUACUGUGUAUAAAAUGUGUAUAUGUACAUAGAAGUCACGGAAAUGCCUUCUCAUGCAAUAUGUGCUGCCUGCCCCCUGCCAUGUUUCAGUUAUGUGGUGGUAAACUGUUUUCAUGUCUGAUUUUAAAGGAUUAAAGAUAUUUCUAUAA
Molecule: messenger RNA, 5074 nt
Organism: Solea senegalensis (Senegalese sole)
Lineage: Eukaryota; Metazoa; Chordata; Actinopteri; Pleuronectiformes; Soleidae
Product: phosphatidylinositol 4-phosphate 5-kinase type-1 alpha-like
Exons: 16
Coding region: 26-1840 (604 amino acids)
Biological process (GO): phosphatidylinositol metabolic process
Molecular function (GO): phosphatidylinositol kinase activity
Source: RefSeq, a predicted model, not a curated record